AUGCCCCCACUCUCCCCCUUCAUCUGCCCAUGCCUCAACCUUGCGUCCUCCAAUGACGACCGUCCAUUCAUAUCCUCCCUCCCGCAGCUAAUCACAUUCGCAGCCCAGCACAAUCCCCACCAUACAUUCGCCCUCCAACUCCGCACCUCGGACUCACCUCGAUGCGAACUUUCCUUUGUGCAGGUCGGGGAAAUGGUGGAACGUGCGUCGGCGUGGCUCAUCUCAUCAGUCCGAACCAAAUCUGAAAUUCCUGGAUUGUUGCUGAGAAGAAUUCCGAAUAAUUUAAUGAUGCCGAUACUUUUGGCGAGUGAUGUGGGAUUGUUUGUGUAUCUGAGUGCGUUGUUGAGGAUUGGUGUGCCGGCCCUGCUCCUCUCUGCCCGCCUUAGUCCCACAUCAAUUGCACACCUAAUCAAAGAAACAUCCCCCACCUCCAUCCUCAUGUCCUCCCAAACAUUACUCGUCGCAAGUAAAGCACUUUCUUUUCUUCCUCCAACAUCCCGCUUCCUCCCGCCCCGCCUCGUCACCCCACCUCCCUACUCCAUUUUUCUUCUCCCAGGUUCCCUCACACCCGACUCCCCUCGACCGCCAGCAGUUCCGCCUCCAUUCGAAAACCACCUCCCCACAGAUCUCGACGCACUCACACUCCAUUCAUCAGGAACCGCCGGGCUCCCAAAGGCGAUAUACCACUCCCACGCGUUCUUACUCAGGCUCUUCGCGUCUGCGCAUCGGUUUGAGGAGAAGGUGGGGGAGGGAUAUAGCAUUGUUACGUCGCCUUUGUAUCAUAGGUUCAGACUCCUCGCACCCAUCCUAUCUCUAUCCAUGAACCUCCCAUUCGUCCUUCCCCCCUCUGGCAUCAUACCCACCGCCCUUUCCACACUCCACACCAUCAAUUCAACCAACGCCCGUUAUUUGUUCACGGUACCGUGUAUUAUUGAAGAUAUUCUCUGCCUCCCUGAUGACGUGGGGUUGGAGGCGAUGAAGAAAUUGGACAUCGUCGUCGUUGGUGGUGCGCCUUUGAAAGACAUCGUUGGGAGACGGAUGACCGAGGGGGGUGUUAGGGUCUUAAAUCAUUGGGGUGCUUCUGAGACAGGACCCAUCACGCCUAUCGAAAACGUCAAGCCUGGGUAUCAUGAUUGGCGGUAUUUGAGUCCGAGGACGGAUUUGGGGUUUAAUAAUGAGAAUGGAGAAGAACAAAGGAGGACGUAUACGCUUGUCUUUCGGCCUCCGGGGUGGAAGGAGCAUUUCGUUCUUGGAGAUUUACUUUGGGCUGCUCCUGGGCCUGAAGCCGCGCACGAUAAUCAAGUUCAUCUUGAAAAAAUUAAUCCUGAGUUUGCAGAACGAUUGAUCGGUGAACAUCCGGACGUAAGAGGGGUGCUGGCGUUUGGCCAAUGGGAGGUGGCCGUUGGCGUUGUCAUUGAGCUCCGAAGUGGGCGGGACGUGGUUGGCACUGGGGAAUCAGAGCAGGGGAUAUUCACCUACAUCGACCGCGCGAACCUCCUCCUAGACGCACACGCCCAAAUAUCCCCCGAGCUCGUUGUAUUCACUUUCGAGGAGUGCAAGUCGCUCGUGAGGACGGAUAAAGGAAGCGUAGCCAGGAAGGCAAAUUAUGCUCUGUUUGAGCGGGAGAUUCGGGGGGCUUAUGAGCGGAUGGGGAGCCUGGGUUCCGUUCUGGGUCCCAGUGCGGCGCACGAAUUCCCGACAAGCAGCUUGGCCGUUAAGUGUCUUCCCCAAAACGACUCUGACCUGUUCGAAGCGGGUCUGGACAGUUUACAAGCUUCCCGCGUACAACGUGCCAUUCUUGACCAGUUGAGGAACUCAGGAACAGCGAGUGUCGAGGAGCCUCAGCUGGAGAAAUAUUUUUGUUUUGCGUAUCCGUCGGUGGAUAAGAUGGCGGGUGCUUUAUCAACUCGGUUGAUGGCUGAGGAAAAAGUGAACGGGGCCGGUGCAGGUGCAGAAGAAUCGUCGCCACCACUACCCCAAUACUCCUUCGUUGUUUUACUAACUGGAUCAACGGGAAACCUGGGAUGUUUUCUCCUUGCUCGGUUGGCCAAAGAUCCUGGGGUGUCCAAGGUCAUUUGUUUGAAUAGGGCAUAUGUCCUGCAUCCAAUCAGCAUUCCACCUGUGAUACACUUGCGUUCAGCUUGCGGUACACUUGAGAUACAUCUGCGACACACCUGCGACACAUUUAAGAUACACUUGCGAGAGUUAGUAUCCAUUGCGAGACUUGCGUACACUUGCUUGAAGAGCGUAACGCACAUCAUACAUAACGCCUGGCCCGUGAACUUUAACCUCCACCUCUCCUCAUUCGAGCCGCACAUACACUUGCGAGAGUUAGUAUCCAUUGCGAGACUUGCUAUCCACCAACGCCAGAAGGAGGUGCUGGAGAGACGCGGAGCGUGUGUUAGCCUGGAAGACUGGGCAAAGGUCACCCCCAUCGUCCAAGUACCAGAAAUCCCACUAGACGCAACGGACCCCGCACCAUUCGGCUACGCACAAUCCAAAUGGGUUUGUGAACAACUUCUUGAGAGCGUGAAUCAGCUCUUUGGGUCGACAGUAUGCGCUUCCGUCGUACGUCUCGGACAAAUUACAGGCACGACAGAAAAAGGAGCGUGGAAUGAAUGGGAGCAUGUCUCGUUAAUGACAGCCUCAUGGCUCCCCGUUGACCGCGCAAGCGAAAUCCUCAUCGACCUCUUAUUCUCGCCAUCCUUCGAACAAAUAUAUCACCUCGAGAACCCUAUACGACGCCCCUGGCCCCAUAUAACCCACACCCUCGCCUCUCUCCUCGGUGGUACCGCCACUCCCCUCCCCCUGAUACCAUUCCAACAAUGGAUAGCAUGCGUUCGGAAAAGCGAGGAAGUCCUGCCAGCUACUCCGAUCACGAGGUUCCUGGAAGAGGAAUUUGGGAGGUUGGGAGUUGGGCUGGUUGGGUUUUGUAUGUAUGGGACGGGGAGGGAUUCGGCGGCGUUUAGGGAGUUUGGGUUGGUCUCGGAGGAGUUGCUCAGGGCGAGUGUGGGGUAUUGGAGGUGGGUGGGCGUGUUGGCUUAG
Molecule: messenger RNA, 3045 nt
Organism: Laccaria bicolor S238N-H82
Lineage: Eukaryota; Fungi; Basidiomycota; Agaricomycetes; Agaricales; Hydnangiaceae
Exons: 18
Coding region: 1-3045 (1014 amino acids)
Source: RefSeq, a predicted model, not a curated record